Messenger RNA from Vigna radiata var. radiata (mung bean), 4825 nucleotides. Its product is annotated as protein transport protein SEC16B homolog. Lineage: Eukaryota; Viridiplantae; Streptophyta; Magnoliopsida; Fabales; Fabaceae. Gene Ontology annotation, biological process: Golgi organization; autophagy; COPII vesicle coat assembly. The record is from RefSeq and is a predicted model, not a curated record. Gene Ontology annotation, cellular component: ER to Golgi transport vesicle membrane; endoplasmic reticulum exit site. The transcript has 13 exons. The coding region runs from base 437 to 4453 and encodes 1338 amino acids.
UUGAUAGUAGGUGAGGUGGUGCGAAAUCCAGGGCUUUCCACCCUUUACUACUCUCUCUCUCUUUCUCUCUUUCGUCUCUUUUGAUUGUUUUCUGUCUGAUUAAAACUGGAUCUCUGACGCAACCUCAUUCUUUUAUUUUUUUUAUGUUUUUGCUCUGCGGCCCAAAACGUUGCGUUUUAUUGAGAAGGAAACUUUGCAAUUCCCGGGUAAUGCCUUUAUAUUUUAAUUUUUUUAAAUUCCUCUGCGUUCUUGGAUUGCGUGCAUCAUAGGAUUCGCAUAUCUCGUUUCUGUUUUCGUUGGUGUCUAUUUUGGAUUCGAAUCUCGUGGUUGCGAAUUGUAGGAGGUGAAAUCAAGGAUUGUUUGAGUGCGGUUGUGACGAUUUCCUUCCGCCGAAUUGGUGACCGGUGCAAUUCAGAAGGUUUAUGGUUUGGCCGUGAUGGCUUCGAAUCCUCCACUGGAGGAUCAGACGGACGAGGAUUUUUUCGAUAAACUUGUGGAGGAUGACAAUGAGCAUUUUAAUUCUGGCCAUGGUGAUGAAGGUUAUCAUAAUUCUGAUGACGUCAAAGCGUUUCCGAAUUUAGGGAUCGAUGGUGAUGCUGGAGAAUGUCGGAAUGAGAGGAAACAGGAAGAAUGGGACGAAAGUGGUGUGCAAUUGGAUGGUGGGAAUGCCCAAGAGGGAGGUUUUUUGGCGUCCUCUGGUUCAUUUGGAGGUGAUAGUGCGAUGGAUCGUGGUGAUCAUGGGAUGGGUUUGGAGAGAUCGUCAGUUUCCGAUGUGAGUAAGAGCAAUGGGAUCAACAAUUCCGAGGUUAAGGAGGUGGGUUGGAAUUCUUUUAAUGUUGAUGCAAAUGGAGAUAAUGGAUUUGGAUCGUAUUCUGACUUCUUCGGUGAAUUGGUAGAAGAAUCUGGCAAAACAUGUAAUGAUUUUAAUAAUGAGGUGAAAUCCGGUAAUGAAAUUCAAAAUGAUGGGUCAUAUUCUUUAGGUAAUUAUGAACCAUGUCAAGAGGGUAAAGGUUACGAUACAUCUCAGGUAAAUAAAACAAAUGGGCAAGAUCUGGGUAGCACUCAGUACUGGGAGGAUCUUUAUCCUGGCUGGAAGUAUGAUCAGAACACUGGGCAAUGGUAUAUGGUAGAUGGCCAUAAUGAUAAUCAGGGAAGCUCUAUGGCCAACACGACUGCAAAUUGGGCAACUGCUUCUGAUACUGUAUCGGAGGUUUCUUAUAUGCAACAAACUGCGCAAUCUAUGGUUGGAACUUUAGCUGGGACUAACACAACCGAAAGUGUAUCAUGCUGGAACCAAGCUUCGCAGGGGAAUAAUGGGUAUCCUGAACAUAUGGUUUUUGAUCCUCAGUAUCCCGGUUGGUAUUAUGACAUGAUUGCUCAAGAAUGGCGCUCGUUAGAAACUUACCAUUCAUUUAUUCGAUCUGCUGGUCAUGGACAGGAAAGUAGGCGUGCUUCUACUGAAAAAAAUUUGUCCAAUGAUGUCAGUUUAUAUAGAGAGUAUGGUCAAGAUGGCAAUUAUGGUUCACUUGACGCUGGUACUCAGACUACAGAUGACAAGUGGAGUGGUUCAUAUGGUAUUCACCAUCUCCAGGGUCAAGACACACACACAACUGAGAGGGCUACUAGAAAUGAGGAUACUGCAACUUCUGGUGGAAACAGACCAUUUGGGUAUUCUUUUGGCUCAAAUAUUUCUGUUAAUAAAGAUCAACAAAAUAACCCUGCCUCAUUUGAAACAGUUUCGUACAGUAAAGUGAACCAUGAUCAUGGUUUGGCUGAUGGAACUCUUGAGAGACAAAACUCUACUCCUAGUGGGAACGUUCCUCAACAUUUUAAUUAUUCAAAUACACAGUUUAAUGAACCAAAUAAUUUCUCAAAUGAAUAUGCUAGAAGUCAGAAGCCCUUCAGUUACUCCCAGGCACAGUCAUCGUUCCAGGAUACACAUCAGUCUUGUGCACCUGAUGUUAGAAGAUCAUCAGCUGGACGUCCCCCUCAUGCCUUAGUAACCUUUGGAUUUGGUGGAAAAGUCGUUGUAAUGAAAGAUUCUAGUUUUUCGAGUUCAUCAUAUAGAAGCCAGACUUCUGUCCAAGGAUCUGUUUCUGUGUUAAACUUGAUGGAAGUUAUCAAUGGAAGUAUUGAUUCUUCGAGCGUUGGCAGUGGCGCUGGUGAUUAUUUCCGUGCUCUCACUCAGCAAUCUUUCCCUGGUCCAUUGGUUAGUGGAAGUUUUGGAAAUAAAGAGUUGUACAAAUGGAUAGAUGAGAGGAUUGCACAUUCUGGAUCAACUGAAAUGGAUUAUAAGAAAUGUGAAAGGUUGAGACUUCUUCUCUCCUUGCUUAAAAUAGCCUGUCAACAUUAUGGAAAACUACGUUCUCCUUUUGGUACAGACACCAUACGAAAAGAAAAUGAUACUCCUGAAGCAGCAGUUGCAAAGCUUUUUGCAUCUGCCAAGACGUUUGGCAAGGAGUUCACUCAAUACGGUGUGCUAAGAAGUCACUGUCUGCAAAAUUUGCCUUCUGAAGCUCAAAUGCGGGCAACGGCUUCUGAGGUACAAAACCUUCUUGUCUCUGGAAAAAAGAAGGAGGCUUUGCAGUAUGCACAAGAAGGUCAAUUGUGGGGACCUGCGCUUGUUCUUGCUUCACAACUUGGCGAUCAGUUCUAUGUUGACACAGUGAAGCAAAUGGCACUUCGUCAGCUAGUUUCAGGAUCACCUUUGCGCACAUUAUGCCUUCUAAUCGCUGGACAGCCAGCUGAAGUAUUCUCUCCUGGUAGCUCAGCUCGUGGGGAUCCUAACUCUUUGAAUAUCCCUCAGCAGCCUACACAGGUUGGAUCUUUUGACAUGCUUGUUGAUUGGGAGGAGAAUUUGGCUGUAAUAACUGCAAACAGAACGAAAGAUGACGAACUUGUAAUUAUUCAUCUUGGUGAUUGCUUGUGGAGAGAAACAAGUCAGAUCAUGGCUGCACACAUAUGCUAUUUAGUUGCUGAAGCGAACUUCGAAUCAUACUCAGAUAGGGCAAGGCUCUGUCUAAUUGGAGCAGAUCACUGGAAAUUUCCUCGAACUUACGCUAGUCCAGAGGCUAUCCAGCCAUAUAAGCUUAUUUAUGCAUACAUGCUAGCUGAAGUGGGAAAGGUUUCAGACUCGCUGAAGUACUGCCAAGCAGUAAUGAAAUGCUUAAAAACUGGUCGUGCACCAGAAGUAGAAACAUGGAAGCAGUUGGUAUUAUCUCUUGAAGACAGGAUUAGAACCCACCAACAGGGUGGGUAUGCCGCAAAUUUGGCACCUGCAAAAUUAGUGGGAAAAUUGCUCAACUUUUUUGAUAGUACUGCACAUCGAGUUGUUGGUGGUGGUUUACCACCACCUGCUCCAUCAUCGUCAUCAUCUCAAGGAUAUGUUCACGGAAAUGGACAACAUCACCAGCCUGUUGCAAACAGAGUAUCGAAUAGCCAAUCAACAAUGGCAAUGUCAUCCUUAGUUCCAUCCGCUUCAAUGGAACCUAUCAGUGAUUGGACAGCUGACGAUAACAAAACACCAAAACCUAAUAGAAGUGUUUCAGAGCCAGACUUUGGUAGAAGCCCUCGCCAGGGAACUUCACCUGAAGGUCAAGGAAAAACAUCAGUAUCAGGGGGUGCAUCUCGCUUUUCUCGUUUUGGUUUUGGCUCGCAACUAUUACAAAAGACAGUGGAACUAGUUUUGAGACCUCGCCCCGGUCGACAGGCUAAAUUGGGUGAAAAGAACAAGUUUUAUUAUGAUGAAAAACUGAAAAGAUGGGUAGAGGAAGGCGUUCAAUCUCAAUCUGAAGAAACUGCACUACCACCGCCUCCAAAGACUGCUGCUUUCCAGAAUGGUUCAACUGAAUACAGCUUAAAACAUGCACUGAAGAAAGAAGGAACGCCUUCUAUGGAGGGAUGUGAUUUAAAAACAAAAAGUCAUGAACAUAAUCCAGGGAUUCCACCAAUGCCACCAAGCUCAACACAAUUCUCUGGCCGAGGUCGCGUUGGUGUUCGAUCAAGGUACGUUGACACGUUCAACCCUGGUAGUGGAAGCUCUGCAAAAUUGUUUCAGUCAUCAUCUGUCAAACCUGCUCUGGCUGCCAAUGCAAAAUUUUUUGUUCCUGCUCACACACCAUCAUCAAAUGAGCAGGCAAUGAAAGCUAUAACAGAAAGUAAUCAUGAACAUAGUUUAACUAAUGAAAAUCCUUCAACGUCGUACCAAUCGCCUGGAGUUUUACAUCGGCCAAGGUUUCAAAGCAUGGAUACUAUUGGUUUCCAGGAAAUAAUGACGAAUGGCAGCAACUCUGAAGUGCCUGCUCAUUCACGGCGAACAGCUUCAUGGGGUGGUGAGGCUAUUAAUGAUCGAUUUAGUUCCACAGAAUUGGGAGAAAAUAAUACUCUUGGUGAAGCUUUGGGAAUGCCACCAGAAAUGUUUGUGGCCAAUGAUCUUCAAGAGGUUAAACUUUGAGCACAUAAUUAAGUUGUAAAUAUCAAAUUUUGUUUAUGGUCGUCAGAGUAGUUGGGACAUCCCUGUUGCAUUGAAGUUCUAAAUGUUGUUAUCCAUCGGGUGAAGUUCAAAAAGAACAACUUUUUUCUUCCCAUCCGUUGUUUUACUUUCAAUGCCAUGGGAUAUACCACGUAGUUGAGUAUAAGUAGUACAACUCAUUUGUUCAUUUUAUUACACAACAAAACGCACUGACACUCAAGGAAAACAGGCCUCAACACAUCCAAAAGAAAGAAUAGUUUAUGGAAUUGUGAAAUAUCUUGCCCUUUUGUAAUUUUCAUUUCAGCAAUUAAAUAUAAUUUAAUGAUAAUUGUGCUAGGUUUUUAAGUCAAUCUU